AUGACAGGAGGGCAUAAAAAUUCUUCACACAAUGGUGAAUUAAGAAAUCGAAAAGAGAAAUCAAAUCUUAUACCACAAAAUGGAGCUGACAUAGCUGAAAACAAUAUAAGUAAAUGCAAAACUAGUAAUGCAAGGACUAUAGGAUUAGUGUUUAUAUCAUUACUCCUAGAUUUACUUGCUUUCACUAUGAUUCUACCACUUUUACCUUCAUUGCUUGACUACUACAAUAGAGAAGAAGGCAAUUCCAACACUCUAUACACUUCUUUACUCCAUGCAGUUCAUAGUUUUCAAAAGUUAACUGGAGUUCCGGAGAGAUUUUCGUCAGUAUUAUUUGGGGGUGCUCUAGGAUCAAUGUAUAGUUUUUUGCAGUUUCUAACAAGCCCCAUAGUGGGGAGUCUCUCUGAUGCUUAUGGUAGAAAACCUAUGCUCUUAAUUUGUCUUAUUGGCAUAGCAUUAUCUCAUGCAUUAUGGAGCUGUGCGAGCACAUUCAGCCUAUUUGUGCUGGCUAGAUUCAUUGGAGGUUUGAGUAAAGCCAAUGUAAGCCUCAGUAUGGCAGUAGUCACCGAUGCUACAGAUGAGAAAACUAGAGCCAGGGGAAUGGCAUUGGUGGGUUUAGCAUUUUCAAUAGGUUUCAUAGUUGGUCCUUUGGCUGGUGCAUGGUUUGCUAAGAGUAAUAUGACAUCCGGUUUAUGGGGUGAGAAACCGGCCUUGUACGCGCUAGCACUUUCAUUAGUAAACAUUACUCUUGUAACAAUGUUUAUACCUGAGACACUACCAAAAGAGAAAAGAUCACCUCUGUCUCUAUCACUAUCGAAGGCCUAUGACUUUGUGUCACCAUAUCACUUAUUAAAGUUUACUGCUGUCAAGAAUCUGAACAAUCAACAGAACAAAGUAUUAUCGAAGCUGGGACUGAUCUAUUUUAUUUAUCUAUUUAUUUAUUCCGGUCUAGAAUUUACGAUAACUUUUCUAACACAUCAUACAUUUAAAUACACCGCGAUGCAACAAGGAAAGAUGUUCUUAGUAAUUGGUGUGAUAAUGGCGUUGCUACAAGGAGGCGCGGCUCGUAGGUUGAAUGCUCGUGGCGCUGUGAAGGCCGCGCGUGUCGCUUUGUUGUUGACGCCGCUCUCCUUCCUGUGCGUCGCGUCAGCGGCUGUGACGUCACCACCCGUUUUCGCGCCAAUAGCAUGGCUGUGGGCUGGACUCGUGCUGUUUGCGAUUUCGACCGCGUUUGCAGUAUCUUGUAUGACAGCAAUGGCAUCAGCUCAGUCGCCUUCUGAAGCUCGAGGCGCUGUGCUUGGAACUUUACGAUCACUUGGAGCGUUAGCGAGAGCCGCCGGGCCACUUCUUGCAUCUACAAUGUAUUGGUACUCUGGAGCCGCGACAACAUAUACAAUUGGAUCUAUCAUUCUAGUGUUGCCGGCUGUGAUGUUAAUUAGACUGAAGAUAUGA
This is a messenger RNA of Danaus chrysippus (African queen), 1449 nucleotides long. The record is from the annotation of a GenBank genome assembly. NCBI's taxonomy places the organism in Eukaryota, Metazoa, Arthropoda, Insecta, Lepidoptera, Nymphalidae.